UUUUUUUAUUUAACAUUAAUUAAUAGUUGUCUUAUGAAUAAAGAGGCAAGCUAAAUGAUUCCAAAUGAAAUAGCAAAUGAGACUUAAUUAAAUACAAAUGUGAUUAAUAUUAAUACCUCAAACAAUCAAACAGCUACAAGAAGUAUUAAUUCUUCUUAAAGUAAUAGGUUAGAGCGUAAAAAUAGGUUUAACUUGCCAGGAGAUCAAGCAUAUCAAUAGUCAUCACUAUUAUCAAAUAGUUAAAGUAAUAAAAUUUAAGUUCAAAGCACGAAGAAUAAACAUUCAAGUCAAGAUAGAAACCUUAAUGCUAGUAAAGAAAAAAAAAUACAACAAGAUAAUUUGCACAUUAAAGAAGAAGCUGCUAAUGAGCUAAGCAGUAUAUGCAACUCUGUAUAUAGUAAGAAAGAAUAUUAAACCAACUAAAACUAUAAUAAUUAAGAUGCUUCUCCAAAUAAAGCUAGAGUACUGUAUGGUUCUUAAAUUAUACAAGUUAGAUAAAGUUAAUAGUAGAUUGUAGAAUAAAUGAAUUGUUCGAUGUAAUCGUUUCAUUCAAAAAAAAGUAAGGAUUUGCAGGUUUAUUCUGCCCAAGAUAACAAAAUGCUUAUAUUGGAGGUAAAAAAUCCAGAAAAUAUUGAGAAACUAAAAUUAAAAAUUGAAUAAGAUGAACAAAACAAGCUUAAUUCGGGGAUUAAAAAUAAAAGUUAAAUAAAUGUGUAAGACAAUAAUAAAGAGCAACUAAGAUAAUAAGAUGACUAAAAUAGUGUUUUAAAAGAGACAAAUAAUGUGCUUUCAUGUAAGAUAUGUCUAGAAGAGGGUGAUUCCGAGAAGUAAGGAAAAAUCUUCACCCCUUGCUAAUGCACAGGAACUUGUAAAUGGAUUCAUGAAGAAUGCUUAAAAGAAUGGAUUAUUUCGAGAUAUGUUCAUUUAUAAACUAGCAAUAAUCCCAGAGAUUUUCUAAAAGCCGAAUGUGAAAUAUGCAAGUACAAGUACAACAUGAAAUUCGAAACACAACAUAAAUUUUAUAAGAAUAAUGUUUGUACUAAAAAUGGCAAGAAAAAUUUUAUUACUUGUCUUUGUUCAAUGCUUUGCAUAGUCGCUUAUAUUGUCUGUAUGCUAUUCUUUUUAGUAAUCAACAAUAGCAGUAGUGGUUCAAGUAGUAACUCUAACAAUUAGAACAAUAGCAAUUCUAAUCAAAACAACUAAGGAAAUGUUUAGUAAUCUAGCAGUAGUAGCUCUAAUGUGUAAUCUUAUCAAUAUGCUCUGAUUAUAGUUUGUUCACUACUUAUCUUACUAUCUCUAAUUGUAUGCAUUGUUAGUGCUCGUUAAGCUUUCUUUAGAAGAAGUAUUAGUAGAUGGUUAAUAUUUAAAUAUGAUCCUAUUUUAAACAAAGUAUAAAAUAAUAAUCAAAGUUAAAAUAAUAACUAAAAAUAAUAAUUAAAUAAUUAAAAUUCAAAUUAGCAACCAGGCUAUCCUCCUAACGAUGAUAGAAAUUUAAGAUUUUAUUAUAACGGCUAAGUUUUUAAUACUAACUUGAGAGACAGUGUACCUGUUAAUUAGCAAAGAUAUCAUGUUAGAAGAUAAGUAAAUCCUAAUAGAAAUAAUUCUAUGAGAAGAGAACCUUCAACUUAAGACUAAAGCUAAUUAUUUAACUUAAGGAAUAGUGAUCUUGCAGCAAGAUAAAACCAAUAAAACUUAAUACUUGUAUAAGAUUAAAAUGCCCUGUAAAGUAAUCGUGUAAAUGUGGAAAAUGAUGAAGCUAUGUCUUAGAACGUAAGCGCAAGACAAGUAUAAAACAAUGAAAUAGUCAGAGUUGAUAAUAAUAGAUAUAAUGUUAAUAUUGAUGAUGAAAGUUUUGAAUAUUUUAACAAUUCUUAAGAUAUGGUCGUUUACCAAUUUAAUAAUAACAAUAAUAAUUAAAGAUAAUCUAAUUUCAACCUAGCUGACAAUUAUUGA
Messenger RNA from Tetrahymena thermophila SB210, 1953 nucleotides. RefSeq names its product zinc finger protein. The transcript is spliced from 2 exons. NCBI's taxonomy places the organism in Eukaryota, Ciliophora, Oligohymenophorea, Hymenostomatida, Tetrahymenidae. Gene Ontology annotation, molecular function: zinc ion binding. The record is from RefSeq and is a predicted model, not a curated record.